AAUCUCUCACAACAAACUUCUCAAGACAUAACAUUCCCUUUACCUACUUAACUUCUGUUAAUUCUUCGUAGAUAUGGAUAUCGUGAGAAGGUUGGUUGCGGACAGGCCAGUCGUGAUUUUUAGCAGGAGCACUUGUUGCAUGAGCCACUCCAUUAAAACACUUAUAUCUAGCUUUGGGGCAAAUCCUACAGUUUAUGAGCUAGAUCAAAUUCCAAACGGGAAGCAAAUUGAAAAGGCGUUAGUGCAGCAGCUAGGAUGUCAGCCAAGUGUACCAGCUGUUUUCAUAGGCCAAGAGUUUGUUGGUGGUGAUAAGCAAGUCAUGAGCUUACAAGUCAGGAAUGAGCUAGGCUCUUUGCUUAGGAAUGCAGGAGCUAUAUGGAUUUGAUCAGAUGGAAGUAUUACGUGAUAUUUACACAUGCAUUAGUUCGGUACUGUACUUCGCUGGUGCUGAAGAAGCAGAAUAAGUAGUCUUUUCUUCCUCCUUUUUUUUUUAAUCCAGUUUUCAUACGAUAAAUGUUGAUCAUCGGCCAAGGCGUCAGAUAUUUUGUAGAGCCUCUUGAUCCUUUUUGGCGGUCAGGAUUAACAUUAAACAUGUCCAGCUAUCAUCUCUAGCUAGUCUGUA
This is a messenger RNA of Populus euphratica (Euphrates poplar), 622 nucleotides long. RefSeq names its product monothiol glutaredoxin-S6-like. The record is from RefSeq and is a predicted model, not a curated record. The coding region runs from base 74 to 385 and encodes 103 amino acids. The transcript has a single exon. NCBI's taxonomy places the organism in Eukaryota, Viridiplantae, Streptophyta, Magnoliopsida, Malpighiales, Salicaceae.